Molecule: messenger RNA, 420 nt
Organism: Trichophyton benhamiae CBS 112371
Lineage: Eukaryota; Fungi; Ascomycota; Eurotiomycetes; Onygenales; Arthrodermataceae
Exons: 1
Coding region: 1-420 (139 amino acids)
Source: RefSeq, a predicted model, not a curated record
AUGCUUGCCCGAAUGAGAGCAAUUCCGGCCUUUUCAUUGUCCCUUCCCCUGUUCCUCGACAUCACCAUGCUCAAUGAUACAGGCAGCGAUGCGUUGACAGUCUUCGACACAGACCUAAUCGCGUUAGGCAUCGCUCCAACGUACCUGGGUUUUGGGCCUCAAACUCAAGCAAUGACAGCUAAUGGGAUUGUUUUACGGCAAGUUGUCUACGUUGAGAUCCAGCUACUUGAUUCGCAACGUAAUCCUAUUUCAGAUUGGAUUCUCGAGGAAUCUGUCGUUGUUCCGUCAGCUGAAGGUAACACUAGGCUGUCCGGCAGAGGGAUGAGGGAUUGUCUGUAUUUUGCAACAGCACCAGGUAACCAACAGCUAUACGUGGCCGAAAAGAAGAAUGGCAUUGUACAGCAGCUUCCUGUUGUUUAA